Alligator mississippiensis (American alligator) is the source of this 3966-nucleotide messenger RNA. RefSeq names its product MFSD2 lysolipid transporter B, sphingolipid (gene MFSD2B). Gene Ontology annotation, cellular component: membrane. Lineage: Eukaryota; Metazoa; Chordata; Crocodylia; Alligatoridae. The transcript has 14 exons. Gene Ontology annotation, biological process: carbohydrate transport. Gene Ontology annotation, molecular function: sphingolipid intramembrane carrier activity; symporter activity. The record is from RefSeq and is a predicted model, not a curated record. Bases 253 to 1791 code for a protein of 512 amino acids.
UUUCUUUCCCACACGGCAGGGGGUUGUUACAUGAAUCCACUCUCCGGCCAGGAGGGGUCACACCAGCACUAAGUCUCCGAGGAGCAACAGGCCGGUGCUUUGCAGGUGGUGAGCCAGCGGCACUGGCUGCCCGCGGGUGUUGCGGCACCUUGCCAGGCGCGGCUGCCCGGGCAGGGCAGGGCAGUGCCGGGCGGUGCGGCCGGAGGGUGCCCGCCCCUGCGCCGCACAGCCCGGCCGGCCGGGCGGGCGGGGAUGGCGGGCGAGCCGGCGGCCGGGCGCGGCGCGGAGCAGCCCAAACACGAAGACAGACUCUCAGUUUGCAGUAAAUUAUGCUAUGCAAUUGGGGGUGCUCCAAAUCAAGUUGCAGGGAGUGCCACUGCUUUCUUCCUGCAGAUCUACCUGUUAGAUAUAGCACACAUUACUCCGUUUCAUGCCUCUCUGGUGCUGUUCAUUGGCAAGGUCGGGGGUGCAAUUACUGAUCCUGUGGCUGGCUUUUUUAUUAGCAAAAGUAAAAAGACAAAAAUUGGCCAACUCAUGCCUUGGAUGCUUGGGUGUACACCCUUCACAAUCGUGUCCUAUUUCUUCAUGUGGUACUUGCCUCCUUUUGUAGCAGGAAGAGUUAUUUGGUACCUGAUUUUCUAUAGCCUUUUCCAAGCAUUAACCACAUUAUUCGAAGUACCGUAUUGUGCCCUCACCAUGUCUCUCAGCUCAGACCAGAAGGAGAGAGAUUCUGCAACAGCAUACCGAAUGACUAUGGAAGUCCUUGGCACCCUGAUUGGAGCCGCGCUCCAGGGGCAGAUUGUGGCAAGUGCUCAUGCCUCUGAUCGUUGUACUGUGUAUCGCACUGCAAACACAACCGAGUAUCCUCAAUCCCUACACAACAUUUCCAGCUUUCCUGAGCCCUUGGGCUUCCUGUCUCACGGGGCUAAAGUCUAUAUGAUUGCAGCAGGAGUAAUAGGAGGGGUGUAUCUACUGGGGACUGUCAUCCUUUUUAGUGGAGUAAAGGAAAAGGACGAUCCUUACGCCUUAAAUGCAGACCAAGCAAUUCCUUUCUUUAAGGGACUCGGACUCACAAUGAAGCACGGGCCAUACAUAAAACUUACAGCUUCAUUUCUUCUCAUCUCGACAGCAGUUCAGCUUGAGCAGAGCAACUUUGUCCUGUUUUGUACCCACAUGACUGAACUUCGCAACAGCUUCCAGUAUUUAGUGGUGACCAUCUUGGUGUCAGCAGCAGUGAGCAUUCCCUUCUGGCAGUGGUUUCUGCAGCACUUUGGCAAGAAAAGUGCAGCAUGUGGGAUUUCGUGGAUGAUCCCGUUCGCAGUCAUGCUGGUUAUAGUCCCACAUCUGAGCGUGGCUUAUGUGGUGGCCUUUGUCUCUGGUCUGAGCAUUGCAGCAUCUUUGUUGUUGCCAUGGUCCAUGUUGCCUGAUGUUGUUGAUCACUUCCGCCUGCUGAAUCAACAUGUAAAGAGGCCUGAAACCCUCUUCUAUUCUUCGUAUGUCUUCUUCACCAAGGUGUCAGCAGGGAUUGGAUUAGGACUGUCUUCAGCAAGCCUUGAGUUGGCUGGAUACAAAGGAGGGGCCUGCAGACAAUCCAGCAGUGUGAUCUUUGCAUUGAAAAUCCUGAUUGGGAUAGUGCCGACCAUCCUCAUUCUUCUAGGUUUAUUCAUACUCCUUUUCUACCCAAUCACCGAAAAAAGUCGAAAGGAAACCAAGCAGGCGCUUGAACAGUUAAGAAGGAACCAUCCCAGUUGUAACAACCUGUUUGAAAAUGAAGGUAAUACCCUGAUAUGAGAAUCCAGAAAGCAGCGGCUUUCAAAGAAGAACCUUCGAUUCCAGAUCACCGUACCAGUGUUCGGUUAUCCUGUAGAUAAGUUAUCAGAAGAAUAAAUGGACUGGCCUUGAUUGACAAAACCAGGAAGAUUCUGAGUUGAGUUCAAUGAAUGCAACUUCAUGCCCCACCUGAAAAAGGUGUUAGCCAUGCUGAAUCAGUAUUAACCAAAUCCCCAGCACUGUUGAGGAUAACAUGCAGCUGAAGCAGCUAUUGGGACAUAAGGCAAAGAUGCCGUGGUCAGGGAAGAUCUCAUGGAACUGCUGGCAAAAGCAAUAUCCUAAUGUGCUUAGCCGAUUACUUUAUUCUGACCUGCGCUGUCUUUGUAGUCUCUGCUGAACUCAGGAUUUUCUUUGCUACCUGUCCUACCCUAUUUGUCUUUGUUGCCCUUCACCAUAGUAGUGGCUGCAUCUUGAUAGUUGAUGGAUGUGAUCCCUGGGGGGCUUAUAUAGCAGUUUGUUUGCAAAAGCACUUAGGGAACCUGGAGGAUGAAAUGUCCUAAAUAGAUGCCUGAAUUAGUUCUUUUUUAAAUGAAAAUCCCCAGGUGCAGUUUGGGACAGUCAUGUCAUGAGGAUUUUCCCAUGCACUGUCACUCCAAACUGGAGUGAUUUUAUUUUAAUUUGGGGAGCUACUGCCAAAAAAUGUUUUCUAAUGUGACUAGUGAUUUUGGGUGCCUGACUUUUUGGCUGUGCCACUUAACACACAGCUGUGGUCCUGACUGUGACAGUGUCAGUGCUCAUCACUUUCUGACAGGCACCUUUAAGGCAUCUCACAUUGAGGUACUUAAGGUCAGUAGUCACUUUGGGAACUGUAGACAGUAACAUCUUGUAUUUAUCUGCCUUCAGUGGUGAAUGCGUGUAUGACUUGCAUGAGACAUUGCUUCUCCGUACAGAGAGCUGCCCUUCUCCUAUUGACGUGCUGCAGCAGUGUUACAGUUCUCAACACACAUACUGCAUUUUACAGUAAUGAUACUGUACCAGUCGCACAGUUGGUGCCUUUUUGAAUCAGGGAAAUCAUAAUGUGUUAGACGGACAAGGUUCCUUGGGUGAAUUUGAUAUCUUUUAUUGGACCAACCCAAAUGGUUGGAGAGAAGGGUUUUUGAACCCGAAAGCUUGCUUAAUAACUAUUCUCCAGCCAUUUGGGUUGGUCUAAUAAAAGAUAUCAAAUUCACCCAAGGAACCUUGUCUGCCUAUGUCCUUAGACCAACACGGCUACAACCUAAACCCCUGCAUAAUGUGUUGAAGCAUUAAUGAAAGCCUCAUCAUACCUCUGCCUGGAGGAUGCAUUACUGGGCAUGUUUUACAAAGGGAGAUUGGCACACAGAGAUCAAGGGCUUGUGCACUCAGGGAAGGUAGCAUGCUGUUAGCUUAUUGCGCACUAGCUACUCCAACUAAAAAUGCCAUGCAGGCACUCAGUCCAUGCUAAAUGUGCCUUCGCACAGUGCAGGCUUCUGCCAUUCGGAAGCACUUGAUCUAGAGCACACUGGCAUCUACAGGAGCUGGUUUAGGCCAUGAUUGCUUCCAGGUCACCCAACAAGUGAACAGUGAUAAUGAGCCCAGGAUGGUCUAAAAUCAGUAGUGCUCAAUCUUCUAGCACUGUGGGCUGAGUGCGUGACACAGGGCUGAUUGUGGAUCAACUGCAUAGUUGGGCCUAUACAUUGUGCCGUACACACCAGGAUUCAUAAACUUGCUGGGGUAUUAAUCCUAGCUUGGCCCCUGCUUCUAGCAAAAAUGUCAAAAAAAAAUCAUCAAGUUUAGUGUUCUUGACCUCGUGCAUGGCAGCAUUCAUGGGCCCAAAUAAAAUAGAAGAAUUAUAGAUAAAAGAUAUAACUGGGUAUUUUUGGAAUUUUCAAAUAUAGAGUUGUUCUAUUUUAUUUGAUUAUCAGAAUUAUAUUUUUGUUGAUGAUAUGAAUGUAUUUUUCUAAAUGAGAAGCUUAAAGAAUGAGUUUGGAAAAGAAAGUAGAGUUGGUAUUUUCUGUGAUUUUUUUCCUCAAGGAUCAAUGUCGGUACUGUGAAAAAAAUGAAUGUGUAUAUUCCUUCUUUCAGCACUGUUUAAACAAUCACACUCAUUGUAUCUGGGAUUGGAACAAUCAGAUCUCUGUAUUGUCAUCUGUCUGCAUUAAAUGUUUACACAAAGUA